Protopolystoma xenopodis is the source of this 678-nucleotide messenger RNA. NCBI's taxonomy places the organism in Eukaryota, Metazoa, Platyhelminthes, Monogenea, Polystomatidea, Polystomatidae. The record is from the annotation of a GenBank genome assembly.
AUGACACAGCGCAAGUUGGACACCAUAAAGCGGCACACGGUACGUCGGCACGUGGAACUACUUGCCAUGCCCGAAGCCGAUCGUCAGCAGCUCUAUCAACAACUGGUCAGUCAGUUGAGUGUCUUCUCAGCGUCGGGAGGGACGACGACGGCAACGACGGCAACGACGACGACGACAACGACGACAUCCACAUUGGCGGAGCCAUCUUAUUCGGAGAUGGCCGAGUGUCCAGGGCUCUUGUUGCCAGGGUCCACGAGUCACAUGCGACCGACCACUUCAUGGCCGGUGUCUCGACACAGUGCCUCAUCCGCCCUAGCAACAGCACCAGUAUUCUGUCUGCAGAAUGGACUGUCGACGGUUGGGCAUCGGGGUCGUCAACGGAACGUGGAGACGACUGGGCAUCGGGGCCUCUUGACCGGCCGACUGUCCAAGUCCGGUGCUGUGGGGCCGGCGAGUUGCAGACCAGGUUCCGGGUGUCUUAGAGGCCCGGUCGACCGAAGUCUGGCUCAAGGCACCGUCUCACCGACGUCCCAACCGUCGAGUCAGCCGCCUCCGUCACUCUUCCCACCGACAGCACACUUACAAAACCCAAUAGUACACUCUUCCUCCUCCUCCUCCUCCUCCUCCUCCUCAUCCUCAGCCUCGCCGCCUCCUCUUCCGUCCAUCCUCGAGGCUGUC